GCGCUGGCGUCAACAAAACAUACUUACAUUGUCUCCGUAUUUAAAAUCGAAUUAUAAUUGAAAUAGUAGAAAUAUUCGCAAUUCACAGUGUUAUCCUCAGAGUUAAAUGUGUAAAUUUGUAGUUAAAAGUGUUAUAUCGACUGAAACUUAACAUAUUAUUAAGAAGUAAUCGUGAUAAAAACCGCUUGCAAUUAAGUGAAUCAGCUGUUGUGGCAAGUUUGUCUGUCAUUAGUGAUCUUGCUACGCGAUUAGCGACUUAAUAACUACAGUGUGCCGGGUCAAUUUCGCGUGAACUGUCUUCAAGUGAUUUGUUGUUCAACCGCCAGUUUAUUCGUAUUUUGUUCCUGCGUUUUCAACAUUUAUUACAACCAAAAGGGCCGAAAAUGCCUCGAAAUAUUGAGUGCGGCAGUGGGUGCGGACGUCCCGUGACCAGGCAAUCCCUCAUGCAGUGUCAUCUCUGUAAAUCCUCGUACCACUGUGAAUGUCUCAAUAUAAAUUUGCACCAACUCGCAACAAUGUCUAAGGAGUACCUGGCCUCCUGGCAGUGCCCUGCUUGCUCCAAUGUUUCAAAUCGUCACAGAGGGAACCGAGAAAAUACCCCUGUACGCAGUUCUGUAAUCCCCUCUGUGGAAGAAACCGCCUCACUACCACAACAAAAUCGUACUAAUGCAGACCAAGACUGGCGUGCUUUCACGCAAGAGCUCCAAUUAAUGCUUAAUGGGUGGCGUAAUGAAAUUGAUAAUUCUUUAAGUCAAAUUAGUAACGACAUCAAAAGCGCUUUAUCCGAUAUGAAGCAUGAAAUUCAGACUUUGAGGACAGAUCAAAACAACUUGAAGAGCGGCUUCACCAAUCUAUCUCAAGAAGUUGCCGAGCUGAAAUCAUCUACUCAAUACUUAUCAAAGCAAAACGAAGACCUAGAAAAAAAAGUUCACACCCUCGAAGGUCACAAAAAAGACGCGCAGGAAUCUCAUAGCCUUGUCUCAACCCUCGAGUAUAAAAUCGACUGCCUGGAACAGCAAGCCAGGCAGUGCAACGUCGAGAUCGUCAACGUCCCCGAGAAGAAAAAUGAAAACCUCAUAACAAUACUGGAUGCGAUAGGCUCUGUUAUUAAAUACCCUAUCCAACAAAAAGAUGUCGUCUCUAUCCACCGGGUACCCCACGCUCAUCAGCAAAACAAUAAACCAAAAAACGUAAUCGUCAAAUUUUCAGCUCGCUCCGUUAGAGAUAAUGUGUUAAGCGCAUAUCGUAAAAUGAAAAAGGUAAGAAGCGAUCAAAUAGGAAUCUCGGGACACUCGCAAGAUAUAUACCUAAACGAACACCUCACGUUAAAAAAUAAAACUCUUUUUCGUCAGUGCCGUGAGGAAGCUAAAAAAUGUAAUUAUAAAUACGUGUGGGUUAAGAAUGCCACAAUACUCGUCAGACAAAACGACAAUUCUCCAGCGUUUGCUGUACGAUCUUGUAAUGACUUUGUUAAAUUUAAAUGUUCUCUCACCCGAAUGGAAACUUAAAAACCUAUUGUAUGGACUAAUUGACACUAACUCUUUCUCAUUUUCUUUAAUGUAUUGUAUGUAUUUUUUAACAGUGAACUUUUGUUUUUGUUUUCAUUUAUACUAUUACAUAUUCAGGGUAACUCAACUUUUUAAUAAAUAUGUGGUCACAUGUGCUACUUAUUACAAAACUGCAAAUAAAGGCUUUAUUCGUAUUACAAUAACGCUCGUUUUCCUAAGUCAACCGGACAUGAGUAUUCGUAAACAUGCAAUACUGUUGCCUAAGCUAUGUCACCUUACGAGUACAUAUCUCUCAAUACCUACAACUAUUGUAAUUAUACUUGCAAUAUUAUAUCUUAAAAAAUAUAACACCCGCUUUAAUAUACUAUGUAAUAUCAACUUAUUGAUUUACUUUACUCAUUUUAGCAUAAUUCUUUUACUAAUGUGUAUUUAUUACCGACGGCAUAGCAGUGUGUAACAGAAAUAUAAUAAUGUACUAUCAGAACUGUGGGGGUAUACGUAGUAAACUACAGACUCUGUACAUGAAUAUUCUAUCGAAUUCGUAUGACAUUAUAAUCCUAACCGAAACCUGGCUGGUACCCGAGAUCAAUGAUAGUGAAUUCAUUGACCAGCGGUACGUAGUGUUUCGGUGUGAUCGCGAUCGCGCGGCUACUAAAAAGGCGGACGGAGGAGGCGUUUUAGUAGCGGUGUUGAAGAACCUAAGACCAUCCGAAAUUACUGUACCGAGUAGUUGCGUCAUGCACAGAUACUUGGAAUGCAUUAACGUGGAGAUUCCUGGUAAUAGAACGUUUGCUCGUAUUAUUUUUUCAGGCGUAUAUAUUCCACCUAGUUCCUACAUAGAAGCAUAUAAAAACUAUUUCGAAUCUUUGUCAAAUCUAAUGAAUGAAGUAAAUGUGGAUAAAUUUUACAUUAUCGGUGACUUCAACCUACCUCACGCAUCUUGGACUCCGAAUUCACAGGGUAAUGGGCUGUUAUGUGACGGUGUCACUCCUGUAACCUUGGAAAUGCUGAAUUUUUUGUCAACGUUAAACGCCGCUCAAUACAAUACUAUUCGCAAUUCUUAUAACCAAGGCAGAAUCCUAGACCUAGUUUUAUCAUCUAGCGAUUGUACCGUUGAAAAACCUGACGUUCCCCUACUUAAUGAAUCAAUUCACCAUCCACCGCUCAUAAUAAAAACAGCCGAACUAGGCCUUCCUAUCAUUCAGAAUAAUGUUCCCCGUUAUAAUUAUAGACAGGCUAAUUUUGAAGCCAUCAACGAAAGUAUCAAAGCGAUACCAUGGGAGGAACUAUUUCUAGACAAGAACUCCGAGAAAAUACUUGAAAUUUUCUAUGAACAAAUUUAUAGUAUUAUAAAAUCACACGUACCCUUAAAAGUAACUCGUGCCAAAUAUCCAACUUGGUUCUCACCUUCACUCAUUCGUAUAUUUAAAAAUAAAAACAAUGCCUGGAUAAAAUGGAAAAAGUACAACAAUAUCUCUGACUAUGAAACAUUUUCAAUCUUCAGGAAAAGAUUUAGUACCCAGUGUUCGAAAUGCUUUGCCACUUAUAAAAAGUCGGUGGAGGAUAGCGUGCGUUCAAAUAUCAAGUAUUUUUUCACAUAUGUUGCUAACCGCAAAGGUAAAUCUGGAAUACCUUCUACAAUGAAGUAUAAGUCCACACAAUCUAGCGAUCCGGAUAACAUAUGUAAUAUGUUCUCGGAGUUCUUUCAAUCCGUCUACGAACCAUCAUCACUAUGCUUGGAGAACUGGACCCCUCCUGAUGGCGAUAGUUGCAACCAGUUGUUAAUAGACAGUUUACAGU
Bicyclus anynana (squinting bush brown) is the source of this 3308-nucleotide messenger RNA. RefSeq lists its product as uncharacterized. Bases 384 to 1508 code for a protein of 374 amino acids. The record is from RefSeq and is a predicted model, not a curated record. The transcript has a single exon. Lineage: Eukaryota; Metazoa; Arthropoda; Insecta; Lepidoptera; Nymphalidae.